Molecule: messenger RNA, 1209 nt
Organism: Clonostachys rhizophaga
Lineage: Eukaryota; Fungi; Ascomycota; Sordariomycetes; Hypocreales; Bionectriaceae
Source: the annotation of a GenBank genome assembly
AUGCUUCUUUCAGAUGCCAACUGCAGCGACUCCGGUCCUACUUUGCCGGGCCAUGUAGUCACUAAGAUGUUCAGGCACGACUGUCAGGCGCGCCAAUGCCCAAGCAGAUGGUCUAUCAGAGACAAUCAUCACGAUGAAGAGAAGGUUCUCUUUGAUGCCAUCGCCACAGAUCCAAUAGUCCAUCGGCACUAUCUAAGACAUCCCAGGCCACAAUACAACACAGGCCCUCACUAUGGUGGUUCACUCCUGGUGGGUCCCAGAAGGGGCUUUAUGGCCACGGAUAGACCUUUAGCGACUGGAAAAAGGAUAGUGACAAACAUCGAAGCUAGAUCCGAGAAUCUGGACCGGCUUACUGAUGGGCAAUGCAUGUUGACCACACCUUGGGUCAUCGGAUUAGACAUGAACACAAAGCUGUGGGGCAAGUUCCGCGUUGAUGAACUUGAGUCCAUUGAUUGGAGCGACGAAUCAUACGAGAAUCUCAUCCUUCCGGAUAAGGAGAAGGAGCUUGCCUGGGCUUUUGUGAAGAACAAAGCACUGGCCGACAGCACCAAGUUUGAGGAUUUCGUCAAGGAUAAGGGACGCGGCAUAAUUAUUCUCAUGUUCGGACCUCCUGGCGUGGGCAAGUCCUACACGGCUGAAGCAGUCGCCGAAAGAGCUCGCGAGCCGCUCUAUACAAUGAGCGCAGCAACUUUGGGGACCAACCCGAAGCGUGUCGGGGACUGUUUGGAGUACGCGCUCAAUUCAUGCCGGGCCUGGAACGCCAUGCUUUUCUUAGAUGAAGCAGAUGUCUUCCUUGGCUCUCGAUCUGAUGCUGAUCUAACUCGUAACGAGCUCGUUGCUGUGUUCCUCACAAAGCUUGAGUACUAUCAAGGCAUAUGCUUCAUGACUACAAACCGAAUGUCGAGUAUUGACCUGGCAAUGCAGUCCCGUGUUGAUCUAUUCCUCCGCUACGGGGACCUCACUCGGGAGACACGGUACUGUGUGUGGAAAAAGUUCAUCUCCGGGGCCUGUGCUACACGGUUUGAUAUCAGCGACGAGGACCUGGACAAGCUCUCCAAGUACAAACUCAACGGCCGAGAGAUCAAAAACCUUGUCAAGACAGCACAUCUCUUGAGUCUUGGAAAUACUGAUGAGAAGAUCAGCUUAAAGACAUUAUGUAUGCUUGUGGACAACCGUAUCCAGGCACUCGAGACACUCAAGGGAGCAUGA